Messenger RNA from Pleurotus ostreatus (oyster mushroom), 1509 nucleotides. RefSeq lists its product as uncharacterized. Gene Ontology annotation, molecular function: protein binding. The transcript has 5 exons. Bases 1 to 1509 code for a protein of 502 amino acids. The record is from RefSeq and is a predicted model, not a curated record. NCBI's taxonomy places the organism in Eukaryota, Fungi, Basidiomycota, Agaricomycetes, Agaricales, Pleurotaceae.
AUGCUUAUACGCAUCCAGCAUGAAAUGGCCAACUCUUCUCAGGUCUACUCGGUUGAGCCUACGGAGCCCGUGGAAGCGCUAAAGUCACUCAUUGAAGAUACCGAAGGGAUACCUGCUGAACAGCAAACGUUAACCUCCGACGGCAGCCCGCUGUUGACACUCCAGUCACUAUCCGAAGAGGACACCGUCGUACUGUCCUUUUUGCCGAACAUAACCUUGCGCUUGGACGAUGGCACACGUAGGAAGUUCCCCAUACGUUUGGAGUGUCCUGUCGACGAAUUGUUGGAUCGCAUAUGUCUGGCCGAAGGAAACUUAUGGUUGUCUAGGCCCGACUUGCACUUGGUCCUUGGUCAGCGCCUCCUGCUUGGAGAGACAUCGCUUUCGUCAAACGGUGUCGGCCAAGGAUCUGAGCUGGUACUUAGUGCAAGCGACGCACUACAGGAAGCACAGCUGGAAACAGAUAUUAGCAACACGACUGAUGCCGUUGACGGUCGGGAAGAGGGCCCACCUCGCAAGAAGAUCAAGAGGCGAACUCCCGCAGCAGUCGUCAGGGCGUAUUUUGACUGGGACGGUGACAUGAAGCACCCAAUGGUGCAAGGUCUGCCUUUACGCCAAGGGUCCUUCAUCUCGGUAUUUGAUAUGACUACGCCCGAUUGGUGCUUUGGGCAAUGCGGAGACGACGAAGGCCACUUCCCUCGGCAGUACGUUAAGCUUAUGGACAUUUUCACACCCGGGUUCGAAUGUCGGAUGGGUACCGACGAUCCCAUACUGAAAGGCGUCUCUCUUUCCCAGUCAAAAUCCUCACGGCGCAUCUCCCCAUUCACAAGCUUCCUGAUGUUUGGCUUUAUUCCCCCUUCACAGUAUGGACUGGACCAACCGCCUGCAUCGCCUCCAAGGCCUCCCCUCCCUCCAUUCUCUUAUCCGAGGGAACCGCCUAUUGUAUUUCCCGUAAGGCUGGGAGACAAAGGGAGGAGCUUCGCAAAAAUACAAGUGACAUUCCCAUAUCACAAUAUCGCACCGGACAGUCGUGUCCCCGUAAAUCUUCGUGUUGAAUGCUGCCCUAUUCCUCCACGACGCAUUACAUCCAUCAUGCUUGUAGUCGCAUUCCCAGGAAACGAUAUCGGUGACAUCAACCCUACUCUUGUACUCGGGCCACAGAUGCAAACAAACGAAUCCGAAUCCUGGCAUAAGCAGAUCAUCGCCGUCAAAACAGACGACUCGGCCGAUGCAGCUAAUUUCGGUAUGAAAUUGGUUCAUGAUUGGGAAGAGAAACUCGUAGCAAUGCGAACAACAAGGAUGGUCGUUCAAGGUACUAGUGUUGGCGGAGACACGGCACUUUGGAUGCUCACGGAAGACACUGGGAAGGGGUUACCUACCGAGACGACCAUGUCCCUUUCAUUGCGUCACAGACCAGCGCGAAUGGAAUACUCCUGUAUUGUGACACAUAUCCUUCAGGAAAAGACACAGAGAGAUCGCGUUGACGGAGAUCAGAUACUGUACGCUACAUAG